Orbicella faveolata is the source of this 2952-nucleotide messenger RNA. RefSeq lists its product as uncharacterized. The record is from RefSeq and is a predicted model, not a curated record. NCBI's taxonomy places the organism in Eukaryota, Metazoa, Cnidaria, Anthozoa, Scleractinia, Merulinidae.
CUCGUAGCAACCAAACUUGACUUCAUUGAUGUUUGGCUUUGUGAAGUUGACUCUUUCACUUCUUCGGUUAUUUUUUGCCGGCAUUCUGCUAAAGUUAAGGGAACCCGGCUAGUGGAAAAGUAAAAGCUGGGAUAUUUUUUUUUUAUUCCAGGUAAACAGGCCAGCACCCAUGUCGUAUUCAGCACAGUUUAACACGGACUUUCUUGUACAAUCAACUUGAAUUCCUGAACUCAGCUGGCAAAAAUGAGUGAAAACAACAAUAAUGAAAAGGUCCCAGGAGAAGAGCAAAUACCACGACCGGAUUCCAGCGCUUCUUCGGUAAUAAGCCGAACUAGCUCUCCAGAACCAUGUCCAUUGAAAGACGACGUUUUCUGUGAAGAAACACAAGUUAGCCCAGAACAGCUCUCGGCCGACAUGGCAGCCAGAGGUAUUAUUAACCCCAGAAAUAAAAUUUCAGGUUCCCCUCCACAAUCUGGGAUACGUGGAAUGUUGAUAGCUGCAUGUGAUAUUGAAACAAAUACUGUCGAAGAAACCCAAGCAACAAAUAAAUCUGAUUUACAAGAAGAGGAAAAGACUGAAAAUGAACAAUUAUUAUUGGAUAAGCAUGCAGUGUCUGAAAGGGCAGCUGACAAAAACGAGACGGUACCACAAGAAAUGUCUUUCUUUAACAAAGACUCAUCUACAAGUAGGCCGUCAUCUGUAAGUUCAUCAUCAUCUGUAGGAGAAAGAACAAAUAGGCGAGAGGUUUGUUUUCAAGAUUCUGAAGAGGAUCAUUUGCUGCAAAAAGAGAGAAGUUUUAUAUCUCAUGCUGAGAAUACAACUAUAGAGGUAGUGUCAAUAUCUACUCAAACAGAAUGGAGUUGGCUGAAAGAUAUGGAGUUGUAUCAAGAAAUUUCACAUAGAUCUAAGCCUGACUGGGCUGAGAGAACAGACACAAAACUUUCUAGAGAAGUACCAAAAUCACCAUCAGCAAACAGCCAUGGCUCGGUCAAAAGACGAAGAAGGAAAUCAGUACCAGGAAGAAGAGCUUCGGUAAGCAGUGAUAAGGGACAGAUGAAAGAUGAAGACACUGUACCCCUACCAGAUGUAGAGGAAGGAAAUGAGGUGAAACAGAGCCACAAUGGAGUAGAAGAAGGAAGUACAGGAAGAAGCAAAUCAAAGUCAUCAGGCGGUGUCCCUAGAUCUCGUCAAUCUGUGGUGUCUUCAUUACCGCGAACUCCCAAGGGAGAAGACAUUCUAUUUCGACCACCCACAGUUGAGCCGGACUCAGCUAGCAGUUCAGAAGAAUAUGAAGAUUAUGACCUUGAACAGGAAUAUCUGUUACCAAGUAUUGGACCUCCAGCAAUCCUUCAGUACAUGAAAGAGUCACAGAACCCUCCGCUAUCAAAUGAAGAAGUUCAAGAUAGACAAGAGCUUGCCAAAAAUGAGAUGUUAAAGAUGAGCAGUUCUAGUGGACCAUGCAUGUUUUGUCAACAGGAAGUACUGCCAUUUCCAACCUUGGAUGAGUUGGAAAGACUUACUCCAGAUCAGCUUUACUGCUGUCCUCAAUAUGAACGCUUGAUAAAAUUUGAGUUAGCGCAGAGAACAGACAAAGCUCAUUUGGUGGACGAAAUGAUUGAUAUAAAGCCCCACCCACCCUAUGGAACCAAAGCUGCGAGAAGAGCUGCAAAGGAAAGAGCAGCAGAACGAGCAAGGGAACGGGAAAUGGAGAGACAAAGGGCAGCUGGAGCUAACCCAACCAAUUUCUACGCAUUAACACGUCAAAUGAAGACCAUCACAUACUCAUUAGCAUCUACAAAGUGUAUGGAGGAAGGCUGGACUGUGCGUCCUCCGUCACCAUCACUGACAGAUGAUGAACAAAUUCAUGACCCGUUUGUGAUUGAAGUGAAUCCUCUUCAACUGAGGAAGCAAGCAUUCCUGGAGAGAUUUUAUGAAAACAAAAGAAGAUUUCUUUUGCUGCUCCCAGAUGGCACUGGAAGCUGCUAUUACCCAAGCGGUAACAUUGCUGUGAUGAUAACUGCUACCGAAAAGGGAAAGUUUACAUACAUAGUAUUUGAUGACGAGGAAGAGAAUGAAUCAAACCCUUCCCAGAUGCUAGGAAUAUUCCAACCAUCCGGACAUGGAACUUGUUAUUUUAGAAAUGGAGCUGUCAGACUCGUUUUAAAUCCAUUUUUCGGAGUUCUUCUGGAUAAAAACGGCGCUAAGAAAAAGAAGUGGCUCUGGCAUAAUUUGAAAGAGCACGUGCACGCUCCGCCCUUUCAACCAAUCACGUUCAUGAUUACCAAACAGCUGUCAAUCAGAUGUUUGUCUCAGAAUAAAACUGUUCUCACUUUUAAUCACGGCAAACAUACGGCCCGGUUCAAUGUUGGAGCAAAACUUAAGGCUGUCAUGAAAGCAAAGNGGGUCACUACCCCUACCUUUAUGGUUUACCUUGUUGAAAUUCCCUUACAGAGGAAGCAAGCAUUCCUGGAGAGAUUUUAUGAAAACAAAAGAAGAUUUCUUUUGCUGCUCCCAGAUGGCACUGGAAGCUGCUAUUACCCAAGCGGUAACAUUGCUGUGAUGAUAACUGCUACCGAAAAGGGAAAGUUUACAUACAUAGUAUUUGAUGACGAGGAAGAGAAUGAAUCAAACCCUUCCCAGAUGCUAGGAAUAUUCCAACCAUCCGGACAUGGAACUUGUUAUUUUAGAAAUGGAGCUGUCAGACUCGUUUUAAAUCCAUUUUUCGGAGUUCUUCUGGAUAAAAACGGCGCUAAGAAAAAGAAGUGGCUCUGGCAUAAUUUGAAAGAGCACGUGCACGCUCCGCCCUUUCAACCAAUCACGUUCAUGAUUACCAAACAGCUGUCAAUCAGAUGUUUGUCUCAGAAUAAAACUGUUCUCACUUUUAAUCACGGCAAACAUACGGCCCGGUUCAAUGUUGGAGCAAAACUUAAGGCUGUCAUGAAAUUUGCAUAA